AUGUCAGCUACUCUGGCUUUGGCUCGACGAAUAUCUCCGGGAAUACCCCAAGUUAUCGCCGAGGAGUUCAAGAGGGGACACGCGUCACGGGUGCGCGAUCGCGAGAAGGAGUUUAAAAAGCAGCAGGAGGACAAGAAAGCCGGGAAGAAACAGCAUCCGGAGGAGGUGGUUGAGAAGAUUAAAAAGACUAUGUGGGUGAAGUUCCGAUUCCUGCCGCCGCCACCCCUUCGAGACGACAUGGGCGGGAUCUCUGUCCAUAGCGUCGAUGUCAGCUACUCUGGCCACCUCUACGCGGCGAUCGACUUCACUCCUCCCCAGUCUGUUUCGGACAUAGCCCAACGACGGCUCCAAGGGGCUGACUUACAACAAGAUCCCGGGAGGUUUGAAGAGUGCGAACCCAAGAGCCGG
Symbiodinium sp. CCMP2592 is the source of this 408-nucleotide messenger RNA. NCBI's taxonomy places the organism in Eukaryota, Dinophyceae, Suessiales, Symbiodiniaceae. The record is from the annotation of a GenBank genome assembly.